Solenopsis invicta (red fire ant) is the source of this 2036-nucleotide messenger RNA. RefSeq names its product protein amnionless-like. The coding region runs from base 422 to 1876 and encodes 484 amino acids. Gene Ontology annotation, biological process: receptor-mediated endocytosis; intracellular protein localization. The transcript has 6 exons. The record is from RefSeq and is a predicted model, not a curated record. Lineage: Eukaryota; Metazoa; Arthropoda; Insecta; Hymenoptera; Formicidae. Gene Ontology annotation, cellular component: endocytic vesicle; apical plasma membrane.
UAUUUGUUUAUCAAAGUUGUUUAUUUGAAAAAAUCUAAAUUACUAUUAAGAAAAGAUAUAAGUUAAACAGCUAAAGUAUUCUGAUUUAAACGAAUCAUGAGACUCGCCGCGAUCUAAUCGCGACAAAUGAUGCAGGUCCAUGCCAGACUAUCGUGAAUCAGACACGCCUCCAAUCGACUUCGAUUAUAGAGGAGCAGCUUUCAGUUAUUAAAAUUCCCAACAGUGUUCAACUUCUAUUUCCCACGUUAUUUUCGGGAUUGAAAGAUUUGUUGCAAAUUACUGACAGAAAAUAUUUAAAUUCGCUGCAUUUCACACUUUUUCAACUUUGCAUAAGUGAAAAUUAAUCAAGGAGUGACGCAUACGUUAUACAUGUUUGUACCUUUGUUCAAUUGACCGGUCAUUUAAGUAAUUCGCGUAUAACAUGCUUUACAAAAUCGUGCUAUACUUGCUUGCUCUUUUGGUAUCGAGAUGCUCGACCAUUUUCGAGAAACACUGGCUUCCGGAUCUAGAGUGGCGAACUGAGAGCAACUGGGCGGACGGACGUGUUCCGAAGAUCGACAGUCGUGUGAUCUUUCCUCUGCAGACCCGACACGCGGUGGGCAUCACCGAAAUACCCUUCAUCUCCGAAAUAUCCGGGUUCAGGCUAUCCGGGAUUGACUUGCCACGGCAGGGAUUCUUGGUCCUGGCUAGAAACGGUAAACUGGAGUUAAGCAAUUCACGGGCGGACGCGAAAGUUAGUAGAUGGUCGAGGGAGGGUAAUGUUUUUUGGGCCGACCCUGCAAACUGGAAUGGUACUUCCAUAGCGGCGCCGCAUCUCGAACGUGUUCCUUGUCGCUUGGACAAGGUUGUCCUGCCGAGCGCGGGUCGCACCUUGAGUAUGCUUCUACCUGUAAGAGAGGUAGAGGUAAUGUCAAUUCGACUGUCGAAUGAGAGACAGCCGUUUACCGAGUGGGAAUGGCAAAACUUUCAAAAUCGCAGAGAAUUUUCCAGAGGCAGAUUCACUGUAAAGUAUCUUAGUAACUUAAAUGACUUAUAUGGAGCUACGCAUGAUUGUACAAAAUGUUAUUGUCAAGGAGAUUCUCAGGGCGAUUAUCUCGAAGAGAUUUGCGCAAUACAGAGGCCAAGAUGUGGAUUCACAGACUGCGAAUAUCCUCUCACGGUGGAAGGUCACUGUUGUCCGUACUGUGGUGGGCGCAUUUCCACGUCGGAGAAGAUUUCCUUAGUGACAAUACGGACCGCGGCUGACGAAGCUUUAGAAGGAUAUAAAGGGAAGGUUGAGUGGCACACUAGACACACUUGGAACGGAGGAGUCGAAGUUCUUGUAAAGGAGAAAGGAGAUUAUUCCGGGGUUACGAUACAGGAAGCAGUGGAGAACCUGCGGGAAAUGUUGCGAAGAACUGGAAUCGACGUGACAAACGCAGAGACAGCUGGUGCAGCAAUAAAGGACUCUCGAUUGGCCGUUACACUUGGACCGCUUUUGGCAACACCCCUCGUCGUGAUAGCUCUUCUUCUGUUGGCCUUCCUGUAUUUCGGUUAUUCUUUAGGACACGUUCUCUCGGGAUGUAUGGAAGCCGUCUCAUCCGUCCGAGAUGGAAUUUGGGAGGGCAAGCAGAAGCAUGGUUUUGCCCGUUUCGAGAACGUUCCCGAAGGCAACGUUCAGAUUGCUGACGUGCCCGGAAUGAGUGGACGAGAAGUUGACGACGAUAAGGGGAUAAAGCAAGUCGCGGGCAGAUUCGAAAAUCCCCUGUAUAAGUCUAAAAGGGACAAGGCGGAAGAACGUAAGAUUCUCGACAUAGAUGAGCCUCUUAGUCUUACCACUCUAAAAGACAAAAUAGAAGAUCAACUAGAAAAUGAGGAAAUGGAUACCGAGGAAUGAGAGUAAGAAAAGUAAGAAUUUUUCCGUCAUCAUUAAUUUAAUGUUAUAUUUCGCCGAUUGAAUUUUACACGGAGUGAAUUUUCUUUUAGAAUUUAUCCUUAAAACCAUAGUAGAACAAUAUAAUAUUUUGAAAAAUUUUAUGUGAUUUAUUAAUAUUUAC